AUGUUGGCCUCGAAACGGAGAGGUACAAAUGUGGCGGCCAUCCUUGCCCUUUUCGCAAGUGCAUCUGCACUCUCGUGGGACCAUUCUCAGUAUUUGUCAAGCCCAUCAUCAGACGAGUAUCCCAACCCCAAUACAAAGGGUCUGGGUUGGAAUCAGGCCUUUGAGCAGGCCGAUGAGUUUAUCUCUCAGCUCACCGUUGAAGAGAAAGUCGGACUUGUCUCAGGAACUGAGGGUCCUUGUGUCGGAAACAUUGCCCCAAUAUAUCGUCUGAAUUUUACAGGUAUUUGUAUCCAGAAUGGACCCUUGGCGCUGGAACAGGGUUCAUACACCUCCAUCUUCCCUGCUGGUGUUACUAUAGCUGCCACAUGGGACAGAGAUCUUGCUUUCAAGCAUGGCUACCAUCUUGCUGAGGAAUUCCGUGGAAAGGGCUCACAGGUCAUACUUGGCCCAGUCGCUGGACCACUUGGUCGAUCCCCCAUGGGUGGACGCAAUUGGGAGGGAUUUUCCCCUGAUCCUUAUCUCACCGGUGACUUGUUUACAUCGACAAUCGAGGGCAUACAAGAUGGCGGGAUUCAAGCGUGCGCAAAACAUUUCAUUGGCAAUGAGCAAGAGACCCAGCGGCAACCUUCCACGGACGAUAAUGGCGAUACUAUCGAGAGUGUCUCUUCAAAUAUUGAUGAUCGCACGUUACAUGAGCUCUAUGUCUGGCCAUUCCAACAGGCUGUGAAAGCUGGUGUCGCCUCAGUCAUGUGCAGUUACAACAGAUUGAACCAGACAUAUGGCUGCGAAAACAGCAAGACCCUGAAUGGAAUCUUGAAAACAGAACUCGGCUUCCAAGGAUACGUCAUGUCUGAUUGGGCCGCCACUCACAGUGGCUCUCGUGCAGUGAACGCCGGUGAAGACAUGGACAUGCCUGGAACUGACCAGCUUUCCCCUGUUUAUUGGCACGAAUCACUCGUGAAGGCAGUCAAGAAUGGAAGCGUACCAUCCACAAGGCUAGACGAUAUGUGCCGCCGCGUUAUGACCCCAUACUUUCAUCUGAAGCAGGAUAAAAACUUCCCGGGUGUUGAUCCAAACGCGAAGGAUUUUAACAAGCUUCUUUUUUCUAGCCCGGACCAGUAUAAGUACAACUUCACCUUCGGAUCUGAACCCAAUGUCGACGUUCGGGAGAAUCACGGCCAAGCCAUCAGAGAGGCCGGUGCGGCAGGAAUUGUUCUCCUCAAGAAUACCAACAACACUUUGCCUCUCAAGAAUCCUCAACAUAUUGGAGUAUUUGGCAACGAUGCGGGAGAUCUCACAAAUGGCAUGUCCUACUUCACCUUCAAUGGCAUCCUGAACAACUAUGAAUAUGGUGUUCUUGCAACUGGAGGAGGAUCUGGCUCCGGACUUUUCACUUAUAUUGUCAGCCCUCUGGAAGCCAUCAAACAGAAGGCAAACUUCAAAGCCAAUCUGGUUCAAUAUGUCUUGAACAACAGUGCAAUCAUUGAACAAGACAGUCCCUAUCUGUCCUCCCUCCAGCCGUCGCCUCCAGAUGUCUGCCUUGUCUUCCUGAAGAGUUGGGCUACCGAAAGUAUGGAUCGUGAAACAUUGCAUACUGAUUGGAACGGAGACAAGGUUGUUGACCGCAUUGCUUCUGUAUGCCCCAAUACUGUUGUGGUCACCCACUCCAGUGGUGCCAACAUCAUGCCCUGGGCAAACAAUCCAAACGUGACAGCAAUCCUUGCCGCUCAUCUCCCUGGCCAAGAGGUUGGAAACAGCAUUGUGGAUGUGCUCUGGGGAGACGUGAACCCAUCUGGUCACUUGCCAUACACAAUCGCACACUCCGAGAAGAGCUAUGAUUUUGCCCCUAUCACAAACUCGACAUCUUUACUCAAUACUCAUGACCCUAAGGCUUGGCAAUCUGACUUCAAAGAAGGGGUACUCAUCGACUAUCGCCACUUCGACUACUACAAUAAGAGCGUUGCGUAUGAAUUUGGGUACGGCCUUUCGUACACAACAUUUGCCAUCCACAAAGAAAUUUCUGCACAAAAGAAGUUCAGUGGCGAUCUUUCUCACAGCCCUCCAGCUGCGCAGAUUGUGCCUGGAGGUAAUCCUCAUCUUUGGGAUGUUGUCUAUGAAGUAUCAGCGACAAUCCAAAACACAGGAAAAGUCGCUGGGUUUGCGGUGCCUCAGCUGUACCUUCAACUCCAACGUGGGUCGGUGGAAGGAUAUGUUGCCAAAACAGUCCUUCGUGGAUUUGAGAAAUUGCAACUGGAUGCCGGAGAGUCUAAGAAAGUCACCUUCAGCCUGAAUCGACGCGAUAUUAGCAAUUGGGAUGCUGUCAAGCAGCAGUGGGUUGUACCCAGCGGUGAGAUUCAGGCUUUUGUCGGACUCUCAAGCAGAGACUUCCACGGUUCAACCUCCUUCACUCCUAUCGCCUGA
Molecule: messenger RNA, 2421 nt
Organism: Penicillium olsonii
Lineage: Eukaryota; Fungi; Ascomycota; Eurotiomycetes; Eurotiales; Aspergillaceae
Source: the annotation of a GenBank genome assembly